GUCCAGGUCAUCGCCAACAGUCCGGCUGUCCGUUUCGCGAAACUAAAGCGUCUACUAAUCUAGUGCGUAGUAUCUUCUCUCUGCUAGUUGUGAAUUAGUGGUUUUCGAAAGGAAGAAAUCGAUAAAAAGAUGUCGCCGGUGCCCAUGUUGUUCCGUGAUUGGGGGAUGGACCCCUGGUGGACGACGGAUUUCCACCGACCGGGCUCGUGCCGAUUCUGGGACCAUCACGGCUUUGGAGGUGGCCUGUUUGACGAUUCGGAUCUGUUGAGCCGGUCCAUGGCCUGUCGGAACCGAGCCCGCUUUGGACGACCCUGGAGCUUCGAACCGCUCAGUCAGGAACUAGCCCGAAUCGACAAAGAACGCUUCCAGGUCAAUCUGGACGUGCAGCAGUUUGGACCGCACGAAAUCAGCGUCAAAACCGUCGACGACUUCAUCGUGGUCGAGGGAAAGCACGAGGAACGACAGGACGAGCAUGGAUUUGUGUCCAGACAGUUUGUCCGCCGGUAUCAACUACCAGCCGAUUACGAUCCAAAGGAUGUCGUUUCGAGCCUAUCGUCCGACGGUGUACUCACCGUGAUGGCACCCCCAAAGUUGCUUCCACCCCCGAAAAAGGAAGGAGCGGCCCCAGUUGAACGAACCAUUCCCGUCACGCAAACUGGGGAAAAUGAUAAGUGAAAUCCAGACUGUGCUGUUGAAACGCUGGACGAAGUAUUAAAAGUCGAAAAUAGUGACAUGUGAUGUGUAGGUCUGAGAGGCCUUUAAACUUGUUGUAAUAUUUUUGUUUUUAAAAACAAGAAUUCAUUUUUUCCACUGAACAGUACCAAACAUAUCAAAACCAAUCCCAAAUGCAGAAUAUAAAUUUAUUUGCAAUCAAAUGAAA
Molecule: messenger RNA, 880 nt
Organism: Culex pipiens pallens (northern house mosquito)
Lineage: Eukaryota; Metazoa; Arthropoda; Insecta; Diptera; Culicidae
Product: protein lethal(2)essential for life-like
Exons: 2
Coding region: 130-675 (181 amino acids)
Biological process (GO): response to heat; protein refolding
Molecular function (GO): protein folding chaperone
Source: RefSeq, a predicted model, not a curated record